AUGCCAUUUAACCCAGAAACUGUGGUAAUUCUGUCAAUUCUGAUGACUUUUCUGGCCUUUUCUAUCGUGCUAGGAAAUGGCUUGAUUAUUACAGCAUUUGUGGUGGACAAAAACCUUAGACAUCGGAGUAAUUUUUUUUUCCUUAAUCUGGCCAUUGCUGACUUUUUUGUGGGUGCAAUCUGCAUUCCUUUAUAUAUCCCUUAUGAAACGACAGGUAAAUGGAGCUUUGGAAGUGAUCUCUGUCUAUUCUGGCUAGUUAUUGAUUAUCUUUUGUGUACAACAUCAGUGUAUAACAUCGUCCUCAUCAGCUACGACAGGUACCAAUCAGUCUGCAAUGCUAUAGCGUAUCGAACUAAACAAACAUCGAUCUCAAGGACAGUCACUUAUAUGGUAGCCGUGUGGGUAUUAGCAUUCUUGAUACAUGGUCCAGUAAUCCUACAUGGGAGUAAAGAGAAGAGCAAGAAUACAGAAUGCCGAAACCAACUUUUUUAUACUAUCCAUUACAUCGUCAUCACUUCCAUCUUGGAGUUCUUUGUCCCAACCAUCUUGGUGAUCUAUUUCAACUGUUGCAUUUAUUGGAGCCUACAGAGUCGCAGUCGAGCCAGAAGCAACCCUGUUCCUACCCCUAACAUCCCUUCUCCAGUCGAAGGCAAUUCAGUGACCUGUGCAUUCUUUUCAAAGGAGUGUCUUCCUAAACCUGAUGAAGAAGUUCCUUCCCUUUCUGUGAAAAAGAUGAGAAAGAAAAGUCUUUUUGAUGUUUUAAAAAGCCAAGCAGAGGAUGAAACGGCUUCUGUUGAAUUGUCCUCUUUAUCCCACUCAAAUUCUGUGCCUGUUGACUUGAGAGCUCAGCGUGAACUGCUCAGAGACAGGAAAAUAGCCAAGUCACUUGUUGUUAUUUUGGGGGCUUUUGUCUUUUGCUGGGCUCCCUAUAUUUUGUUCACAAUUGUUCUUUCAGUUUGCCAAUAUCCUAUAGACAAUCCCUGGUAUAUUUUUACAUUUUGGCUUCAAUGGUUUAAUUCCUUUCUCAACCCCUUUCUGUAUCCUUUGUGCCACAAAAGAUUCCAGAAUGCUUUAAUGAAAAUAUUUUGUAAGAAAAAGCUAACAGUUUCAUCACAGGCAUCACUUUCUAUUUAA
Molecule: messenger RNA, 1134 nt
Organism: Dromiciops gliroides (monito del monte)
Lineage: Eukaryota; Metazoa; Chordata; Mammalia; Microbiotheria; Microbiotheriidae
Gene: HRH4
Product: histamine receptor H4
Exons: 3
Coding region: 1-1134 (377 amino acids)
Biological process (GO): positive regulation of cytosolic calcium ion concentration; regulation of MAPK cascade; inflammatory response
Cellular component (GO): membrane
Molecular function (GO): histamine receptor activity
Source: RefSeq, a predicted model, not a curated record